Molecule: messenger RNA, 1255 nt
Organism: Nanorana parkeri
Lineage: Eukaryota; Metazoa; Chordata; Amphibia; Anura; Dicroglossidae
Gene: ARF3
Product: ADP ribosylation factor 3
Exons: 5
Coding region: 15-728 (237 amino acids)
Biological process (GO): vesicle-mediated transport; intracellular protein transport
Cellular component (GO): plasma membrane; cytoplasm
Molecular function (GO): GTP binding; GTPase activity
Source: RefSeq, a predicted model, not a curated record
AGAGAAGACUAGCAAUGAGUGGGGGGAUCUCGCGAGGUUUGGGCCGGGUGCUACCGGUCGGAGAGGACAGAGGAGUCGCUGCGGUAGGCGAGGAAGAAGAAGAAGGUGAAGGUAGGUGCAGAGAUAAGAGCCCAAGUCAACCAUUUGCUACCCUAUACAAAGAACAUCUAAAGAAAGCAGCCAUGGGAAACAUCUUCGGAAAUCUGUUGAAAAGUCUAAUUGGGAAGAAGGAAAUGCGAAUACUCAUGGUGGGACUUGAUGCUGCUGGAAAGACCACCAUCUUGUACAAAUUGAAACUUGGAGAAAUUGUGACCACCAUCCCCACAAUAGGCUUUAACGUAGAGACUGUAGAGUACAAGAACAUCAGCUUUACUGUCUGGGAUGUGGGUGGCCAAGACAAGAUCCGACCACUGUGGAGGCACUACUUUCAGAACACUCAGGGCCUAAUUUUUGUGGUGGACAGUAAUGACAGAGAGAGAGUAAAUGAGGCACGUGAAGAGUUGAUGAGAAUGCUGGCAGAGGAUGAGCUUCGGGAUGCUGUGCUGCUCGUGUUUGCAAAUAAACAGGACCUUCCCAAUGCCAUGAAUGCUGCUGAGAUCACAGACAAGCUGGGCCUUCAUUCUCUUCGUCACCGCAACUGGUACAUCCAGUCCACCUGUGCCACCAGUGGAGAUGGUCUCUACGAGGGGCUGGACUGGCUAGCCAACCAAUUAAAGAACAAGAAGUAACGACUCCAACCCCUACCUCUGCCUCCCCAGUGUGCUCCUGACUCUUUCUCCCCAAUCCCUUCCAUCCAAAAUUCCCUCCUCAGCCAGAGCAGGAUGGGGCUGGCUUCUGACACAGACCACCCCAUCCCUUCUGGUCCCACACUCGCUUACUUUGCCGUUUUGAUUUGGGGUGUUUUUAUCGGGUGCCGUGUUUCUUCUGACUCAUCCAGCUGCUGUUACUUGCUCUUUAUUUGUCCUUUUGGAGAUUUUGGGUGGGGGAGGACUUGUGAGAUUUGGCAGUACAUGCCAUAGCAAUCUACCCCCUGUAGACAGGGUCGGUAAGGCAAGGAUUCGGGAGCUGUGCUGUUUUGUGUCUGUAUGUUCUGUUGAAGCUCCCUGAGCUGAAGACUGAGAGAUGUAUUUGGCUUAUCGUGUUUGUUUUUCAAGGCAGGUUGUUUCAGUGCUUCAUACAAGACAGUUUAGUGGUGCAACCAAGUAAACUGUACUUUCCUUUGUUUUGAAGAAAGGGUUCAUCAAGGUCUUAAUAU